AUGAAUAUUAUCAAGUCUCAAAAUGCAUCAUAUCUAUACAAGUUUAUUCAACGUUAUGCUUCAUCACAAGCUUUAGUCACUGAUUUAAAAGGCAUUGUUGGAAAUGAUAAUGUUUCAAAUAGUAGAACUGUCCGAGUACAACAUAGCCAUGAUGAAUCUUAUCAUGCAGGUCAUGAACCCGAUGUUGUUGUAUUUGCACAAAGCACAGAUCAUGUUUCACAAAUUGUUAAAUAUUGUGCAUCAAAACAUAUUCCUAUUAUACCAUUUGGAACUGGUACCGGUUUAGAAGGUGGUGUUAAUGCUGUUAAUGGCGGUGUAUGUCUCAAUUUGAGUCGUAUGGAUAAAAUUAUUUCAGUUAAUCCCGAAGAUUUUGACUGCACUGUUCAAGCUGGUGUUACUCGAAAUGCACUAAAUACUUUCAUUCGUGAUACUGGUCUUCAGUUUCCCAUUGAUCCUGGUGCAAAUGCAUCUCUUGGUGGUAUGUGUGCAACUAGUGCAUCUGGAACAAUGGCUGUUAAAUAUGGAACAAUGCGUGAAAAUGUCAUGAAUUUGGAAGUUGUUCUAGCUGAUGGUAGUAUUAUUAAAACAUCAGGACUCAAAGGAAGAAGUCGAAAAACAUCAGCAGGAUAUAAUCUAACGAAUUUAUUUGUUGGUCAAGAAGGAACAUUAGGUAUUAUCACUGAAGCAACUCUGAAACUUCAUGCAACACCUGAAGCGGUUCUUGCUGCUGUUGCUCCAUUCAAAGAUUUUCAGUCUGCAGUUGAUGCAACAGUUGCAAUAAUGCAAAGUGGUUUACCAGUUGCUCGAAUCGAAUUUCUUGAUGAAAAGAUGGUUGAUGCUUGUAAUCGUUUUUCCAAGUUGAGCUUAGAUGUGUUACCAACAUUAUUUCUUGAAUUUCAUGGAAGUAAUAACAACAUAGAAAUGCAAGGGCAAUUAGCAGAGGAGACAUGCAAAUCAUUUGAAUGUCUUAAGUUUGAUUAUGCGACGGAACCAAAUAAACGUGCUGAUUUAUGGAAAGCAAGACAUAAUCUUUUUUACGCAGCCCUGGCUCUCAAACAAGGUUCUAAAGGGUAUAUUACUGAUGUUUGCGUACCAAUUAGUGCUUUGCCUAGGAUGAUAUAUCUUACAAAUAAAGAGUUAAAACGAUUGGAAUUAUUGGGAAUGAUAGCUGGACAUGUGGGUGAUGGAAAUUUUCAUGUGGUCUUAGUCGUGGAUCCAAAAAAUGUUGAAGAAAUGGAACGUGUCCAUGAAUUUAGCAUGAUUUUAGCCAAAGAAUCAUUAGAUCUUCAUGGUACCGUCACAGGUGAACAUGGUAUUGGUCUAGGAAAAAAACAAUUAUUGAUCGAUGAAUUUGGUUUACAAGGAAUUAAUACUAUGAAAGUUAUAAAACAAGCACUUGAUCCAUUGAAUAUUCUCAAUCCUGGCAAAGUUAUAGAUAUGAAAAAAUCGUUUUAA
This is a messenger RNA of Adineta steineri, 1455 nucleotides long. The record is from the annotation of a GenBank genome assembly. NCBI's taxonomy places the organism in Eukaryota, Metazoa, Rotifera, Eurotatoria, Adinetida, Adinetidae.